GGUUGGUCCGCCAUAUCAUUCGUGUGGGUCUGUGCUUGUGUGGUUUGGGUGUCUUACCGGUGCCAACCAUUAUUUUUAAUUAGUAAUAAGUUAUGCGUAUGAAUCCAGACAUGGACGAUGACGAGAAGGGAAAACUGUUUGUCGGUGGGCUAUCAUGGGAAACGUCCCAGGAGAAUCUUCAGCGCUACUUUUCGCGCUACGGCGACGUCAUCGACUGCGUCGUGAUGAAGAACAGCGAGUCUGGCCGCUCCAGGGGAUUCGGUUUCGUCACAUUUGCCGAGCCAUCCCUGGUGAACGUAGUGCUGCAGAACGGUCCCCAUCAACUUGAUGGCAGGACAAUCGAUCCAAAGCCGUGCAACCCGCGCACCCUGCAAAAGCCGAAGCGCGGCGGUGGCUACCCCAAGGUGUUCCUGGGCGGUCUGCCCUCCAACAUCACGGAGACCGAUCUGAGAGUGUUCUUUGGCCGCUAUGGCAAGGUCAUGGAGGUCGUCAUCAUGUACGACCAGGAGAAGAAGAAAUCUAGAGGCUUCGGUUUCCUGUCGUUUGAAGAUGAGAUAUCCGUGGAGCGAGUGACCCAGGAGCAUUUCAUUAACCUUAAUGGGAAACAGGUGGAGAUCAAGCGCGCGGAGCCGCGUGACGGGUCCGGCAAGCUCGGGUCGGGCGGCAGCGGGCUCGGCGGCGGCGGCAUGGGCGGCGCGCCCGGCGACCAGCCCGCCGCCGGCCAGUGGGGCCCGCCGCAGGCCGCGCCCAUGAACAUGAUACAGGGCCACAACGGCCAGAUGGGCGGCCCGCCGAUCAACAUGCCGAUGGCCGGACCGAACAUUAUGCAAGGGUACCAGGGCUGGGGCACGUCGCCCGGGCAGACGUCGUACGCGGGCUACGGCGCGGCGGGCGGCGGCGCGGGCCCGGGCAACUACCAGGGCUGGGGCGCGCCGCCCGGCCCGCAGGCGCCGCCGCACGCGCCCGCCUGGCCCGCCACCAACAACUACACGCAGCACGCGCAGCCGCCCGCGCAGGGCUACGGCAGCUACGCGAACUACAGCUCGGCGCCGGCGGGCGCGUCUGCGGGCGGCAGCUGGACCAACUGGAACAUGCCACAGAACUCCAACUCCACCGGCUCCGCCGGGUCGUACGUGCCGCUGUCGGAGGGCGGCGAGAUGUACGGGCGCGGCGGCGGCGGCGCGGGCGGAGCUGCACCGCUCGCCGGCGCGCUCUCCUCCGCCGCGCUCUCCAAGAGCUCGUCCGCGGACUACUCCACCUACCAGCAGUACCCGCCCGCCUACCAGCAGGACCAGGGCUCGUACGGCGGCGCGGCGCGGUACGCGGCGGGCGGCGAGCUGCCCCCCCACCAGCCAGGUGACGACUAUGAGUACACUGGGGCGUCGGGAGAUGGCUACCAGAAGACGUCCAAGCGAAGCUACCACGGAUCCUCGGGCUCUGCUUCCGCGUCAUCAUACCAUCCCUAUAGGCGUUAGCGAGUGAUCGACUCGUCGCUCGGUCAUGCUAGCCUGGUACCUGCGAUUUUAGACGACUAGCUGGCGGUUCUGACAUUUAUAAAAAAUAUUCCUACACUAUUUAAAUAAUAACACAUAGAAGUUAAAGCUAUAUCUUUUAUACAUAUAUUUUUGACGUAUUUGAAAAAAUACUAAAUAAACGCAUUUUGAAAUAUUCUCGGGUUCCGGUAAGUAGAACCGCACGGCAACGAUCGUUUUUGAAUAUACUUGUAAAAUAAUUGUAUCUUUUCUACGAGCAAUCAUUGAGUUUUUAAAUACAUUUUUAACGGAAUCAAGCCUAUGGGAAUGAGACGCUCUCGGUUUUCUCGUGUCAGACGUACUGCAAUCGUCUUAUAGACAUGAUUCCGUGUUAUUUUUAAGACGUUAGCAUAGUUUUCUAUUUUGAUACAUUUUGGAUUUACGACGAGUGGAAUCUAAAAAUUUACAGUUGUAACUUAUAACUUUCCAAUAUGAAACGCUUUCAUAAAAAUUAUAGGACAAAAUCAUAUUUUGUAUGAUGUUUUCGACAUAAAAGCUAUUUAAAUUGCAUUACGAAUGUACCUUUUAUUCUUAAAUAUUUGUGUAUAAGGAUUAAGAUAAAUUUGAUGAAAUUAAAUAUCAUACCGCCAUUUUGCGAUUAUUGUAAGUUUAGAAUCUUUCUACCUCUGGUAUAGUAUCCGUUUGGACAAAAAGCAUUUACUUUUCCUUAAUUAAGGCCAUAUACGUUGAUUUGAUACACAAAACAAUUAAAAAUUUUCAGUUAUUCACAUUUUGACUUGGUUUAAUCGAAAAGUGUUGUUUUCCAUUUAUUGUUAUGCAUGAUAUUCGGUCAAUGUUGGCCAAAAUUGUCUGGUGAGACAUUCUUCUGUUUAUUUUGACUGUGUUCUGUUUACUUCAAAUAAAAAUACUAAUAUCUGUAA
Messenger RNA from Colias croceus (clouded yellow), 2413 nucleotides. It is a transcript of the gene Hrb27C, whose product is annotated as heterogeneous nuclear ribonucleoprotein 27C. Gene Ontology annotation, molecular function: RNA binding. The transcript has 10 exons. The coding region runs from base 93 to 1475 and encodes 460 amino acids. The record is from RefSeq and is a predicted model, not a curated record. Lineage: Eukaryota; Metazoa; Arthropoda; Insecta; Lepidoptera; Pieridae.